Fusarium proliferatum ET1 is the source of this 702-nucleotide messenger RNA. RefSeq lists its product as uncharacterized. Bases 1 to 702 code for a protein of 233 amino acids. The transcript is spliced from 2 exons. The record is from RefSeq and is a predicted model, not a curated record. NCBI's taxonomy places the organism in Eukaryota, Fungi, Ascomycota, Sordariomycetes, Hypocreales, Nectriaceae.
AUGGCUGGUAGUAAAGUUCUUGUCUUAGGCGGUACCGGGCCAGCUGGUAUUUGCGUUGUGCGUGAACUUCUCCAUCGCAAGAUAGGCACAAUCGUGUUUUGUCGAAACCCAAGCAAGGUUCCCGAAGACCUGGCCCCUAAUGCACUGCUUGAGGUUGUGAAGGGAGACUCAAGUGCACACGAUGCCUUGUCGCGAGCUGUCGCCCAAUCGCGCGCUAUUAUCUCUCUGCUCGGGCCAAGUAGUGUCGCACAGCCAAGAAAUGCUUUUGCCGAUUGGUACAGAACAAUUGUUCCCUUGAUGCAGAAGCAUGGUUUAUCUCGUCUUUUUGCUUUAGGAACGAAUGCUAUCCGCCGUGCCGAUGAUCAGACUUCGGUUUCUCGUGCCUUGAUGAAUGGACUUAUCCGGAUCAUCGCAAACAGUGGUUUUCAGAACAUGCUAGCCGUCCAAGAAUACUUCGAAUCUAUCGACCAUUUGGAGGUAGAUUGGACCGUGUUUCGUUUGGGAAUGCUGUUGGGCACGAGCGACGCUGCCGCCUGGUCUAUUGAUCGGGAGAAAGGGUUAGCCUAUGCGGGGCCCGUGGCAGGUGCUGGGUAUACUGGAGGUAUUAAUCGGAGUGUUCUUGCUAGGUGGCUUGUGGACGAAGCCCUAAUAGAGGAGCCUCGAUGGUCUCAUCAAAUGCCAGCUGUUACCAACCGAGGCUAG